AUGGCUGGACCUGCCGACAACAACGCUCUACCCACCCGCCCGCAUCUCCAACUCUUCAACCCCGACCCAAGUAAGGCCUGCUUCCACUUCUUCCCUCAACUACCGGCGGAGCUCCGUCAUCUCAUAUGGAACCACGCCCUACGACGGAGGCGUCUCAUCCAUGUGAGCCUCGAAGAAGUCGACGGCGAUGGGGGCGACGAUGAUGACCGCCCGAGAUACGCCAUCUCCAACGCCCUGGGCCGCCCCAUCACGGGAAACCACUACCGCGUCGUCGUAAAGACCCGUGGCCCGCUCCUCCCGGAGAUUGUGAGGGUGAACCGCGAAUCGAGGGCGGCGACGAUGGCUUUCUAUGCCGUCAAACUCCCCUGCUACCUCGACUCCACGGACAGCCAGAAAACGAACAUCUCCUUGAACCUAGCAUGGGACUACAUCAGAAUCCUGGCGGGGCCCCCAUGGAAACUCUCCUUUAUCGACUUCAUCCACGACCUGCGCGCCUACGACCCCGAAGGCGUUGGGGUCCGACACCUCGUCAUAGAUGAGAGCGACGCCUUUGAAGAUGAGGAGAUGUUCCCUGGACGAGAAGACGACCCCGCCUCCUUCGACGCGGCCGAAAUUGACGCCACCAGCCUAGACGCCUUCCGCGCCACCGUCAGUAACCUGGAGAGCAUCUGGUUCAUGCGCGUCCGACCCGGUGGGCGGGCGCUCAACGUGGUGACCCAUACGCGCAUCCAGGCCUUCAACUACGGGUUCCCCGUCCUUCCGGCCUUCACCUUCUUCGACGCUCCGGCGCGGGACCCGCGGGACGUUUCGCGGGACUUGAAGAAGGUGUGGGGCGGGGUGUAUGACCCGCGCCUGGAGGUCGUCUUUUGGCGGCGGCUGCUGCGGAAGCUCGGGGUCGACCCGGCGAGUCUCGAUGCAUCUACAGACGUCCGGAUCAUGGUCGGUUCCGAUCUGGGGGCCGUCGUCCGCAGCCGGGCCGACGCGAGCAGGCGUCUUCAUGAGGAGGACUUUCAGUGGUUGAAGUCGCGGGGGCAGAAUCUCGGCUGGGAGAGCGGAGGCAGGGAGAAUAGGCCUGCGGGGUGCUUUCAGACGAAGACUAAACCGCGGUGGAAAUUGCCUGGCUUCGACGGGCCGGAGGUGCUUGCUGCGGCACCAAGGCCGGCGUUGGGUUUCUGGCUGUUUCCGGUGGAGGCGUUUGGUGAGAUGGGAAGCGAUGAGACGCCGGAUACGUGGCUCAAGUUUAAAGGCGUCUAUGACAUGAGCCGUCAGUGGCCUAAUCUUGCACUGGCGCAUGUAAGUUGA
Colletotrichum karsti is the source of this 1302-nucleotide messenger RNA. RefSeq lists its product as uncharacterized. Bases 1 to 1302 code for a protein of 433 amino acids. The record is from RefSeq and is a predicted model, not a curated record. The transcript has a single exon. NCBI's taxonomy places the organism in Eukaryota, Fungi, Ascomycota, Sordariomycetes, Glomerellales, Glomerellaceae.